Messenger RNA from Erythranthe guttata (spotted monkey flower), 2121 nucleotides. NCBI's taxonomy places the organism in Eukaryota, Viridiplantae, Streptophyta, Magnoliopsida, Lamiales, Phrymaceae. The record is from RefSeq and is a predicted model, not a curated record.
AUUAAUCCCAUUUCAUAUUUUUCAUUCGUUAAAUCGAGCUUACCUACUCUGCUACCUUGGAAUUCCCUCUUACCUGCUUGAUUAUUUUGACAUUAUUCUACUUUUUCUAGAGAGAGAAAGUAGAGGAGAGAGAGAGAGAGAGAGAGAGAGAGAGAGAAUCUUGAACAAGCACCCUCCGACCAAUGAGGAUUAAUUGUAUAAUUUCAAAGUUUCAAACUUUUCUUCAGACAACUUCAAUCCACAUCUUCUUCAUCCAAAUUUCUUGAUUCUUGAAUUAUGUAGCACUAGCUUUCAACCAGCAACCAAAAACCCACUUAUUAGAUUCAAGUAAAAAAAAUCAAGAUCUCCAUUUAUCUUGUAAAAAGUUUGACUUUUUCGAAGAACCCACUUCACAAAAUCUGGUCUCUAGUUAGAUUUCGUAAAUGAUGGGGGAGGAAGAGAGACUCCCAACUCAGAGAGAUGGAGCGGAGGAGAUUCACUCGAAGCCCGAAAAUGGGGCCCGAACCUGUGUCUGCGGCCCGAUUUACUGGUUCAGAAUGCUGGCGAAAGAAUUGCAUUGGAGCUUUGUGUUUGGGGUAGUGAUCGUGUACGGCAUGAGCCAAGGGCUAGGUGGAGCUCUGGCUAUGGUGGGGACAGAGUAUUACAUGAAGGAUGUGCAGAAAGUGCAGCCAUCUGAUGCACAGUUUUACUCUGGGAUCACUUCGAUUCCUUGGAUUGUUAAACCUAUUUGGGGCCUUCUUACAGAUGUUGUUCCGGUUUUCGGGUAUCAUCGGAAACCUUAUUUCCUCUUUGCUGGUUUCAUGGGAGUCUUUGCCAUGCUUUUCGUAUCCAUUCACAAGGAAGUUCACAUAGUAUUGGCACUGCUUUCGUUGACAGCUGGCAGUGCCAGUGUGGCGAUUGCUGAUGUCACUGUCGAUGCAUGUGUAGCGCAGAAAAGUGGGAUCCAUCCUUCUUUAGCAGCCGACAUCCAAAGCUUGUGUGCUUUGAGUGCUGCCAUUGGUUCGCUCGUCGGAUUUUCUUUUAGUGGUAUCUUUGUUCACUUAAUCGGACCCCAGGGGGUGUUUGGCUUGUUGACAAUACCAGCUUGGCUCGUGUUAUUAGUUGGUCUUCUCCUCAAAGAAAAUCGAAUAUCUAACUUUCCUUACGAACAGAUGAACCAGAACUUUCUCAAAGCUGGUAAAUCGAUGUGGAAGACGUUGAAAUGCCCCGAAGUGUGGAGGCCGUGUCUAUACAUGUAUCUAUCAUUUUCGUUGUCUCUAAGUAUUUCCGAGGGUAUGUUCUAUUGGGCAACAGAUUCAAAAGACGGUCCAUCGUUUUCUAAGGAAAUAAUUGGUUAUGUAAUGGCAAUCGGCUCGAUAGGCUCACUUCUUGGAGCUAUAUUAUACCAAUACGGGCUUAAAAACUGCCCUUUUCGAGAUCUACUCAUGUGGGCCCAAAUACUAUCUUGCCUAUCCGGAAUGCUCGAUUUAGCACUCGUGCUUAGGUGGAAUUUAAAAUUAGGAAUACCCGAUUAUUUCUUCGUUGUGAUCGAUGCCAGCGUGUCGCAGUUGAUCGGGCGGCUCAAAUGGAUGCCGCUUCUUGUCCUGAGCUCGAAGCUGUGUCCAGCUGGCAUCGAGGGCACCUUUUUCGCGUUGCUAAUGUCGAUCGACAACUUUGGCCUUCUCACUUCCUCUUGGUUUGGGGGUUUGUUGCUUCGCGUGUUGAAGGUUACGAGGACGGAGUUUGGUAAUUUGUGGGUGGCUGUUUUGGUGAGGAAUUUGUUGAGGAUUAGUCCGCUUUUUCUGCUGUUUUUGGUUCCGAAGGGUGAUCCGAAUUCUGCGAUUCUCUCGGAUGAGGUUUUGAAUUUAAAAGUGGUCGAUGAAGAAAAUCGAGAAAAUGAAAAUGUCGAGCUCGUUUCUCUUGUUCGUAGCUCGGAUUCCGAUGGUAGAUAGAUUUUAUUUGCAUUGUUAUAUGUAGGAAGAAUUUUGAAAGAUAUAUACACAUAGGCUUAUUAUUUACACAAUAUACAGAUUUCUUGAGGAUACUUAUUUUUAUUUUAUUUUUUUAAUCAAUUGUAUUCUUUCAUUUUCUUAUAUAUUAUACAUUCACAAUCAAUAUAAUAUUGCAGAGUUACUUUACUUU